AUGGAGAGAAUAAACCUAGUUGAACUUUACUCACCUAUGCUACUAAUUCCUUUUUGGUUUAUUAGUUAUACAAUAUUUAGAUGCCGUCGCCAUUUCAGCGACGGAACAGACCGAACUCAUCACUUUUCCAGAAAUCUCACAACAAAAUAUAUUUGCACCUUUUUUAUGAUGAUUUUCUGCUUUAUCCACGUAUUUGAUAUUCUUCCUUCCAGCUAUUCUACAUCAGAAAAAACAGUCAGGAUGUUUUUCUUCAGUUCUCUUGGAUUUGCCUGGUUUUUAAGCUUUUAUUUGGUGAUUUUUGAAACUCGCAGAAGACUUCGCAUGAAGUGAAGUGGUCAUCGAAGUUUUUGGCCGAUUAACAUGGUGAUUCAUCUGAUUUUCGCAAUUUUACAGAUUCUGGAGACUGUUACGGACUUUAAUAAUCAUGAAAUAAUCCCAAUAGAGAAAAUUGUAACUUUUCUGUUGGCAUUCGGGAUUUGCUGCAUUCUUGCUGUGUAUGCAGUGUUCAGGCCAAAUGAGUUUACAUUAAUAAAUAAUGACCCGCUGCUGUAUUCGAGAAAUAUGAAUCAGAAUAGAAGAACAACAGUGGGAAGACGCAAAACUGUUCCUGAGCAAGAAGCAGAAAAAAAGCUGUUUACAACUUCUAUUAAGGAGUGCAAAAUUAAGACUGAGAAUAAUAAGCAAGUUGUUUAUUUCCAUAUUAUAUACUGUGGCAAAGGAAUUUGAUAAUAAAAUACUUAAAAUACUGAUAUAAAAAAAUUAUUCACAAAAAUCAGCAAGGAAUAGUAACAAGCGGAGGAAGAACUCACACUGUCAGGAGGACUUAUGCAGAAUUUGAUUCUCUGCAUAAGACUCUAAGGCUGAAAUUCCCAGUUGAUGAGUUCCCAUACUUGGAUUUUCCUUCUUUUCCUAGAUUUCACCAAAACUCAUAUAAUUUGGACUAUAGAAUGAAGGCUUUAAAUGAUUACUUACAAGAACUUUGCUUUCCUGAGUUCAUGGCUGCUGUUUUUCUUGAUUUUUUGGAAAUUAAUGGGCAUGAGAGGACAGAGUGCUUGGAAUAUCAUAACAAAGUCGUUAACGAGGAAAGGCAUUUAAGUAUUGGCUCUAAUGAUGAAUCUGGGAGUCGGCAUGGCUCAGUUGUAGCUAAUUAUUAUCAACCAAAAUUUGUAUAUGCAGAUGAAGCUGACACUGUCCAAGUCCCUAACUAUCAUUUGCAUUCUUUUAUCAAUGUAAAAAUACUCAAGUGAAUUGAAGAAAGAGACCACAUUGAAUACGCAGUUCAAUGGAAAAUCCCAAGGCUUACUCAAGAAGGGACUAUUCAAAAGCGCUUUAACGAGUUCUAUGAGUUUCAUAGAAAACUAAAAAAAUCAUUAGCUCCUGCAGGACUUCCUAAGUUUCCAUCAAAGAAUUACUUACAGAACUUCAGGUCUCAGGAUUCUCAUGCUUUAGAAAUCAGGAAAAGGAAAUUAGAAAACUAUUUAGGCCAUGUCUUAAAUGACACUGCUUUCUUAUGCCAGGACGUGCUAGAUUUCAUCAAUUGUACUGUUGAUUUAGAGUCUAUAUGAAAAAGCAGACUGCAAGGAAUUUCAUAUAUUCUCCAUUCUCCAAUAACAUGGGAAGGUGAAGUAGACAAGGAGUCUCAUUUUUUACUAUAUUCAUUAAAUUUUUCAAAGCUUUAUAAAGGACGCCAGCUGUGUGAAUGAAAUAUUAAGCGGCGGUACAAAGACUUCAAUCGAUUGAAUCGGUUUUUAACUAAAAGACUAGAAAGUCCAACUCUAGGAAACUAUAUAAGAUUUCAACAAAAAUUAAACAUUACAAAGCCAAGGAAAAAUUCAAUAGAAAUCCAAGUUCUGCCAUCCUUGCCUGGAAAAAGCAUUUCGCCAUUAUCAUCUCCAGGAGAGAUUGAAGCCAGAAGAAAAGGGCUUGAAAAAUACAUGGAAGAGCUAAUUGCAAUGCCAAUAUCAGCAGAAUCCUUUGCCUUUAGGGAAUUCAUUGAUGAUCCUGAAAUUAAACAAAAUUUAUAUGAGUAUUAA
Blepharisma stoltei is the source of this 2033-nucleotide messenger RNA. Lineage: Eukaryota; Ciliophora; Heterotrichea; Heterotrichida; Blepharismidae. The record is from the annotation of a GenBank genome assembly.